Sipha flava (yellow sugarcane aphid) is the source of this 1335-nucleotide messenger RNA. RefSeq lists its product as uncharacterized. NCBI's taxonomy places the organism in Eukaryota, Metazoa, Arthropoda, Insecta, Hemiptera, Aphididae. Bases 201 to 986 code for a protein of 261 amino acids. Gene Ontology annotation, molecular function: nucleic acid binding. The record is from RefSeq and is a predicted model, not a curated record. The transcript has 2 exons.
CAUUUUGGUAUCAAUUUAUGCGUUUAAAUUAUUUUUUUUGUCGUGCACCGCUUAUUCAGCGAAACUAUGGAUGACCAGAUAAUUGUUACACCAACUAAGAAAAAUCCAAAGGGAAAGUUUGUUUCAUCAAGUCAAAAAAUUAUGAUUAUCAACGCCUACAAGAUGGAGUUGAAAAACAAUCCGAACAUUUCGAUCAGGGAAUGUCGGAUAACUCUUUCCAAACAACUUGGCAUUGGGCAACGAACAAUUUCGAGCACAUAAGUGAGUACAAUACCUCAAAAACUGUAACAUCUCCAAACAGAAAACGCUGUAAGAAAUCGUUUAAAGACGCGUUCGACGAUUUACAUAGAAACACUGUGCGUCGUCAUGUACACUCCUUUUGGUUCAACAAAACAGUUCCUACAUUGGCCAAAAUAUACAGAGUUGUGAAAGACGACGAUAGCUUACCUUAUAUUUCAGAAACAAAUUUAUAUCGUCUUUUAAUAAACAUGGAUUUCGAAUAUACCAAACGAGCCCGAAAUAGUGCCCUUGUCGAAAAAGACGAAAUAGUUGUAUGGCGACAACAGUACCUGGAGGAUAUACAAAAAUAUCGUGAAGAAGGGAGACAUCUGUACUACUUGGACGAAACUUGGGUCAAUGCCGGAGAAUGUACCAACAAAAUAUGGGUAGACAAGACCGUUAAAUCGUGCCAUGAUGAUUUUGUUCGGGGCCUAACAUCGGGAGCGAAAAAUCCAACCGGGAAAGGCAAACGACUGAUUAUUUUGCACAUAGGAUCGGAAGACGGAUUUGUACCAGGUGGACUCCUAUGUUUUGAAUCAAAAAAAAACACAAAUGAUUAUCAUGAUGAGAUGAAUGGUGACACAUUUUCAGAAUGGAUGCAAAGUAUAUUACCGCGACUAAAAGAAAACUGUGUCAUCAUUAUGGAUAACGCAUCAUAUCAAAGGUCAAGUAAUCGACAAGCCUAUGGUAAUUCCUCGACUACUUAAAAUGGUAGAGAAAAUCAGACCAAUGCACGAAAAAUACGUUAUAGACGAAAUGGCCAAAGAACACAACCGCACCAUCUUAAGACUCCCGCCAUAUCAUUGUGAGCUAAAUCCAAUAGAGCUUGGUCAUCAGUCAAACACCACGUCAAAAUAAAUAAUACCAGCUACAAAUUAGGUGAUGUAAAAAACUUGUUGUUGGAAGGUAUCGAACGAGUAGAUGCCAAUAUGUGGAAAAAUUUCAUUAGUCAUACCAAGAAAAUUGAAAAAAAAUUUUACGACAUGGAUUUCAUUGUUGACGAAAUGCUGUCCGCAGAAGUAGAACCUGUCAUCAUUAAUAUUGGUAAUUCCUCUA